CAGAAAAACAAAAAACGAAAAAGGAUUUGGGACUAAACGGAACAAGGUGUAAACUUUGGGACGGAGAAAAGGGCCGAGGAAAAUGGCGGCGAGACAGAAAGCGGUGGCGACGCUGCCGAAUCUCAUCAGAAGCAUUAGAAAAGAUCGCCGGAGACCUGGUCUCAGCCAGCCUCUACCGUCAUUGAGACGCGCGUUUUCACUAUACGAUCAGAUCAAUCUCAUCGAUAAUGUUCCUGAAGAUCAGCUUCGCUUUCAACGGUAUACUGAGACGGGUUUCACUGUGAACGGACUUGAUUAUGAGGGGAGCUUGCUAUGCGUUGGGAAUUUGUUGAUGUCUUGGAGUCCUAAGAAAUUUUCGGAGAUUACGCCUGAGAGCUUAUCUAUCUUCCAAAUUAUGCGGCCUAUUCCAGAAAUUCUAGUGCUUGGCUGUGGGAGAUAUAUUGAACCAGUUAAUCCUGAAUUGAGGCAGUUCAUUCGUUCCACUGGCAUGAAGUUGGAAGCCGUAGACUCGAGAAAUGCGGCAUCAACAUAUAACAUCUUAAAUGAGGAAGGUAGAAUUGUAGCUGCAGCUCUUCUGCCUUAUGGAGUUUCUUCAUGAAUCCCAGAGGCAGAUGAAGACAUUCUUUAUAUGGAUGCUUCUCAAUUGCAGAGUUCUUCUCGGCCUCAAGUAUUCCCAAAGUCAUUUGUAGCAUGACUGGCAAGUAAUACUCUCUUUUUUUCUGUAUGUACUGUGAUUAUCAAAACCUGCCAUUCAUUUUUUUUUUUCAGCAAUAAGCAUUUGGCGAUUUAUACACGGGCACGAAAAUUAAGUACAUAUUUCCUGAUUAUCUUA
Messenger RNA from Cucurbita pepo subsp. pepo (vegetable marrow), 832 nucleotides. RefSeq lists its product as uncharacterized. Gene Ontology annotation, cellular component: mitochondrial inner membrane. The record is from RefSeq and is a predicted model, not a curated record. Lineage: Eukaryota; Viridiplantae; Streptophyta; Magnoliopsida; Cucurbitales; Cucurbitaceae. Gene Ontology annotation, biological process: mitochondrial respiratory chain complex I assembly.